GCAGUCGGCAGUCGAGUGGCGGCCGCGUCGCGCAUCAGUCACUCGUGCGAGUGAUGCUCUUGGAACAUCGACAUUUUUCUAUCGGACGUCGAAGGAAUCUCACCGGACUGGUUCCCGCGCAACGCUGCGUUAGUGCGCCGCUCUGGUGAACCCUUUCGCUUGUAAAUGUGCCGAUAUUUACAUAUGCGCGCUCGAUCUCGCAUCGAACUUUCGAUCUGCGCCCGUAGCUCCACCGCGCUCCGCUAGCAGCCGCCGGCGCCGCCGCCCCAGCGCUCUCCUGCAGCACAGCGUGCGAUGAUCCACGUGGGUGUCGGAGAACUAUGCGUGGGGCGUGCGCGUGCGCGGUGGUGUGCGCGUUGGUGGCGCUGUGCGCGGCGCGGCUGGACGAGUCCGCGCGCGCCGCCGCCGAGAAGCAGCUGCUGGCACUGCUGGGCCUGCCGCGCCGGCCGCCGCCGCGCGCCCGCCCGCCGCCCGUGCCGCGCGCGCUGCGCGUGCUGUACGACUCGCGCGCGCUGCCCGCCGCCGCCGCCAACACGGCGCGCUCCUUCCACCACACGCCCACGCCGCUCGACGAGCGCUUCCCCGGCGACCACCGCUUCCGCCUGUUCUUCAACGUGAGCGGCGUACCGGCCGACGAGGUGGCGCGCGGCGCCGACCUCUCGUUCCAACGAGCCGUCGGCACCACCGGCAGACAGAGACUGUUGUUGUACGACGUGGUGCGCCCCGGCCGCCGCGGCCACUCCGAGCCGAUCCUGCGGCUGCUGGACUCCGUGCCGCUCCGGCCCGGGGAGGGAAUCGUCAACGCCGACGCUCUGGGAGCGGCGCGACGGUGGCUCAAAGAGCCCAAACAUAAUCACGGACUAUUAGUGCGAGUGUUAGAAGAAGACGCCGCGAGUGUGAGCAGGGACGCGAAGUUCCCGCACGUGCGCGUGCGCAGACGCGUCACGGACGAGGAGGAGGAGUGGCGGACGGCGCAGCCGCUGCUCAUGCUGUACACGGAGGACGAGCGCGCGCGCGCGUCGCGGGAGACGAGCGAGCGGCUGACGCGCAGCAAGCGCGCGGCGCAGCGGCGGGGGCACCGCGCGCACCACCGCCGCAAGGAGGCGCGCGAGAUCUGCCAGCGCCGCCCGCUGUUCGUCGACUUCGCGGACGUGGGCUGGAGCGACUGGAUCGUGGCCCCGCACGGCUACGACGCGUACUACUGCCAGGGCGACUGCCCCUUCCCGCUGCCGGACCACCUCAACGGCACGAACCACGCGAUAGUGCAGACUCUGGUCAACUCAGUGAACCCCGCGACGGUGCCCAAAGCGUGCUGCGUGCCGACGCAACUCUCAUCUAUAUCUAUGUUAUAUAUGGACGAAGUGAACAAUGUGGUGCUUAAAAACUAUCAGGACAUGAUGGUGGUAGGCUGUGGCUGCCGAUGACGAAGGCGCGACCGGUCGCGCGGACCCAGUGAUAUAUCGUGGACCCAGUGUACAUAUAGGUGUGGCCUCGACAGUUGUAAAUAAUAUAUUUGUAUAUAAACUCGUGUAAUUAUUAUUUUAUUGAAAAGAUAACGAUGUAAUAAAAGAUUAAAAUAUUU
Bicyclus anynana (squinting bush brown) is the source of this 1582-nucleotide messenger RNA. RefSeq names its product protein decapentaplegic (gene dpp). The transcript is spliced from 2 exons. Gene Ontology annotation, biological process: SMAD protein signal transduction; BMP signaling pathway. Gene Ontology annotation, molecular function: cytokine activity; growth factor activity. Lineage: Eukaryota; Metazoa; Arthropoda; Insecta; Lepidoptera; Nymphalidae. The coding region runs from base 321 to 1424 and encodes 367 amino acids. Gene Ontology annotation, cellular component: extracellular region. The record is from RefSeq and is a predicted model, not a curated record.